AUGCUGCCGGCCUCCAUGCACAAACACGAUCAGAUGUUCCAUUCCAGGGGUGAGAACCGCCAGAAAGGAUGGGCUACGCGUAAAAUCGAAGAACGCGCCAACACGACGAUGACGACUCGCAGCAAGGGCGGCAAUCUUUUCUGUAAAGGUUGCGGGCUCGGCGUCAGCUCCGAAGAGAAUCUACGCGUUGUCGGCCUACUCGAGCACUCGGCCUGCCACCUCAUCAAGUGCCAGUUUAAAUGUGGAGAAUGUGGCCACGAAUGGCGCCGGAAGCGCGAGAUGCAACGCCAUAUUCGGGUCAAACACGGCGGCCGCGGAGCCAUCAUCGAUCAGGCCGAUGUCGAGUAUUGGGAGGCGCUGCGCGAUACGGCCACCUCCAACUUCCCCGUGUACGCAGACAAGAUCUGCAAAAGCAUCUCGAAGAUGGCCGGCAUCCCGAUGCGCAACAAGAACAAGGCCAACGUCGAAGCGUCCCCCUCCGCCGCCCGUCAAGGAGUUCCAGUCGCCUCAGGAGUUGUUGCAGCCCCCACCGAUGCCGCCGAGACGUACACUCCGGAGACCGAUGACGGCUGCCUUGGCUCCGGCGAACUUCCGGAUUCGUCUAAGCUUUUGAAAUGCCAGGCUUGCGACAAGACUUUUCACGGUGUCAAGACCUCGGCCGAGCACCUCCUAUUACACACACUCAGCCACACGCGACUUCCGCUUUUUAAGUGUACCGAGUGCAACUACAUGAGCAGCUGGCCAUUGCCCAUCGAGACCCACCGCAAUAAGGCGCACGACGGGCGAGGCGGCAAGAUUGACUUGAGAACGCCGGCUAAGUACGACUCGCUGCUCACCGUCGCCAUCCAGAACUUCCCCACCCGCGCCGACGAGCUCGCCGACCACGUGAUGGCGCUGCGGAAGUGGCUGAACGAGCGCGACAUCAAGGAGCAGGCCUCCACCUCGAAGAACCUGAAAUCCACGCCCAGACCGACUUGUCUCCGAAAAAUGGGCCCUAAUCCCGGCCCGCUCGCCCUGUUGAACCACAGCCUUGCCCACUCGACACUGGAGGUGUUUGGGUGCUCGAGGUGCGGAUUCCGGGCCCCGACGAAGGCCAGCGUCGAUGAACACCGGCAAAGCCACCAUCGGGGAACCGGCGAGUCGUCGAAUGUCGCCACCCCAGCCGUCUACGAAGACUGGCUGGCCACCGCUUCCAACGAUUUCCCGGGCCAUGCUCACUCGUUCGGCGCGCUAAUCGACAAAAUGAAGCAGCAUCGCCCGCUCCCGAAAGAAGAGCCGCUAUCCGAGGGUGAUGACGAGGAAUGUGGCAAUGAUGACGGCACGGGCUCCCAAAUGGCCUCGCCAGCGGUGCACGGGCGAAAAUUACGUCAGUAUUGCACGGAAUGCUCACAUCGACUCGGCGUUGACCCUUGUGUGGAGGAGCUGCUCCAACACUCGCUUCAACACAGCACGGCCAUUUUGUGGAAGUGUAGAAAGUGCCCCUACAAGUCGGUAUUGCGCCGCAGCGCCACGCGCCACGUCGUCGGAGUGCAUCGCGGAAGCGCGCACGGAAUCGAGGAUCGGAGGAGCGAGGACGAGUUCGACAAGCUGCUCCUCGUCGCCCAGGCCAACUUCCCCCAUCGCGCCGCCGAGCUCGACGAGGCCAUCUCCGGCUACAAGGGCGAAUGGGCGCUGGAGAACGUGGGCCCCGAAUCCACCGAGGGCAGCCCGUUCAACGACACGGCGAUGAGCAGCGCCAACGGCUCCUUCCAAGCGCGAGUCCCGAAGCCGGAGCCCGUAUCUGACGACGAUGAGCCAGCGCCGACAACCCAGGAGACGCUGCAGCAGAUGGCCGACCGGGCGACGACUUCGGCCCAGCCGACCACCCCUCAACAAGCCGCCCGGCUGCCGUUCUGCGAGUGGCAAAAAUGUCGCACGGUGCUGGAGACGAACUCGGACCCGGCCGCCCUGCUCCGCCACGCCUCCCACCACAUCAACUUCCAGCUGUGGAAGUGCUCAUUUUGCCCGAUCGUCUCCUCGUAUCGCGAUCGCCUUCUACAGCAUCAGGUCAAGGAGCACGGGGCCGGCGGCACGAUCAUGGACAUCGGCACCGACGAAAAGUACGCAAUCGCCCGGGGCGUCGCCCUGAAGUGCUUCCCCACCCGGGCCGACCUGAUCGACAAGGGCAUCGCCGAGAUGCGCAUGCACACCAUCAAGGUGUCGACCUCGGAGCCGACCGGUCAGGUGUUUAAGGCAAAGAAGUCACCACCACCCCCUCAGCGACUCCCGGUGAAGGUCAAGGCAGAGCCCGUCGAUAUCGACGAAGCGCCGGAGCAGCCGCCCCCGAAAAAGCUGCGCCUACCCCAAAAAGCGGAAGCCGAAGACUCCGACGGCGACGAUGCGUCCUCGAAAUUCAAGCCCAGCGUAUGGAUCUCGCAAGCGGAUGCUGAAAGAGAUUUCGAAGAGGAGGAGGCGCUCGGGCUCAACCCUUUCGCCCUUGCUCAGCCCAACCCCGAGGAAGGUCAAACCGCAAAUGACCAGGCAAUGCAACUCCUCGUCGAGGCCAAGGACAAACAAAUCGCCGAGCUGCAGCGCCGCUGCAACUCCAAAAACAUCACCAUCAGGCACCUCUUCAAGGAAAUGAGGACCCUCCAGAAGGCCAGCGACGAGAAGGCGCGCGCAUUGGAAUGGGAGAAUGAGGAGCUGAAGCGCCGCCUCGACGAAACCGAGAACGCCGAUCAAGUGCACGCCGACAUGAAGAAGGCCAAGGAGGAGCUGGCCGACAUGUUGGCGAAGAAAAACGAGAUCAUUCGCAAAUCGAACGCGAAGAUUGGCGCCCUGUACGGCCAAAACCUCACGCUGCGCCAGUGGCUCAACAACGAGGAGCUGUGCAAGGAGCUGCCCGAAAUCCCUGAA
Messenger RNA from Mesorhabditis spiculigera, 2895 nucleotides. Lineage: Eukaryota; Metazoa; Nematoda; Chromadorea; Rhabditida; Rhabditidae. The record is from the annotation of a GenBank genome assembly.